AUGAUGGAAGUCGCUAAGCAACUGAUCAACGAGAACCAAGCGGGCUUCGUACCAGGGAGGUUCAUUGCCCAAAACGCUCUGCGGUGUCAGAUCAUAAUGGAAGAUGCUGAACGAACCAUGAACUUAGCAAAGAAGAACAAUGUGACACACCAAAUGCCCAAAGCAAUUGGCCUUAGUCUUAUCUCGGGUUUCCUCUGCUGCAAUCGGUUCAACAACGUGAAUGUAAGAAAUCUCUCCGUCGUUGGCAAAGCUACAGUGCUCAACAGUUUGAUUUUGUCCAAAUGCUGGUAUGUACUACGAGUAACCCCGUUUGCUCAAAGUAAUGUCCAAGCUAUCCAGUCCAUUUGCACCAAGUUUCUACGAAACGGCAUCUUUCCUGUUAUCCCCUGGGCCACAUGGACCAAGCCGAAGCCAUUAGGUGGAUUAGGUGUUCUGGAUGUUGCUCUGCAACAAUCAGCCCUAUACUUUCGUUGGGUUCAACCGCUCCUCCAUCCCUCUAACUCGCCCCACAUCCUAGAUCUCAUACUGGUCAUGCUAGUGAAUAAGCAAAAUCAGAGUGCGCACGUGCAGGUUCCGUUGCUCUUUCCCCUCACACGAACCACUGGUCUCACUAAACAACGCACCAACACGGUAACAAUGAUCUACAAAUCAGUUGACCGCCUCAAACGCAUCCACAAACCAGUCCACCUCAACAUUGCUACCGCCUUAAUCCUACCUGUCAAAGCCAUUCUGCAGCCGUCUGUCACUGUCUCCAAAAUGCCAAUUAGGGCCACUCAGUUGCAAGUAAAGGAUCUCUAUCAACCCAAUCCUGACCAACCUCUGCAACUCGAAGCACGAAAAGCAUCAACCAUUCCAACUGACAUUCGACGCGCUUGCAAGAAAAUCCUGAAGCAAAUGAACGAGAACAAAGUACAUAUCCAACCGUACUUUAACCUCAUGCUACAACCCCCUCAGGAUGGCACCAAUCGCACAACCGACAUCUCCUUUAAACCGUUCAUUGACUCCUAUGACUUCAACAGCCAGCAAGGCCUCACUCGACAGAUUUCAACCAGAACAUUCCGCACAGCAUGCAUCGAGGCUCGCACCUCCAGCAUCGCCAGGUCCAACUGGAAUUUCUUCUGGUCUCUGUCCCUGAACCUUGUCCACCGUAAUGUCAUCUAUCGCUUCCUCACCCACACCAUCCCGACCAAACGCCUGCUACACUACUUUGAGAUAGCUGAGUCACCUUUCUGCCCGAUCUGUGGUAACUUAGAAAAUGCUGUACACUUGCUUUUCCUCUGUUCCAGUAAGGUAUCCAUCUGGAAAGCUAUCAUCUUUGAAUUCCUGUGGCCAACCGUUUCGAUUGGUGAUAUUAUCCAAGCCUGUUCCUCUCUUGACUUUGAAAACAUCAAGUAUGUCUCCAAAUCGUACACCACUGCUCACAUGGUCGUACUGGUAACACUUGGCAACAAUAUGGCGAGCUCAAGUUCGUAUGAUCUUUCACUCGACUCCAUUUACAUGGAUCGAUGUGGUCCAGCAGAUCAAGAACGAGCUCUUUCAACUAUAUGCCCAAACUGA
Molecule: messenger RNA, 1557 nt
Organism: Mucor velutinosus
Lineage: Eukaryota; Fungi; Mucoromycota; Mucoromycetes; Mucorales; Mucoraceae
Exons: 2
Coding region: 1-1557 (518 amino acids)
Source: RefSeq, a predicted model, not a curated record